AUGGGAAUGAUGCACCUCCGGCUGCCCCCAGAGCUUUUGCUCCUUGUUAUGAAGCAGGUUCAGCAUGGCGAGCAAUACUCCGCUUCGAGGAAGUCGCUUCUCAAUGCUGCAUUGGUCAACCGCGAGUGGGCUGAAGCUGCUACUCAUAUCCUAUGGGAGAAAGGCGCAUCUGUGUUGGCGCUUGCUAGUGUGUCACCAGAUCGCAGACAGUACUACGCAAACAAGACAUCUGAGCUCGAUUUCGAGGGUGAGGAGGACGCAAAACAUCACGCGACCUUCAAAGACCUAACAUUUCCACGCCUGAAAAGUGUCUUCAUCGACAAGGUCGACCUAGAGGAAGGCGAAAAGCUACAUCUCAACCAGUACUUGCAACCGCAGCUAAGAAGUAUCGACUGUGAAGGAGGUGGCUUUGAUGACAACGCUCUUGUGACUGUGGCUGCAAACUGCCCCAGACUCGAGGAGUUAUGGCUUGAAGAGCCCAUCGAAGGCUCUAGCGAGCUUCAUCUGCUUGAGCUCUUCAGAGGUUGCAAAAUGCUAGAGCUCGUCAACCUUGGCGAUGGCUGGGCCGACGUUAUAACCCCUGAACUAUUCGCAGGGUUGGCUAGCCUUGAACGUCUGCGGCAACUGACUAUCAGGCCCUUGACAAUGGAUCUUGCCAUCCGCAAUGGCGUAAGCAUGGCCUCCUUCCGCAGCCUCGAGUCUCUUACCAUGACAGUGGCGUCGGUAAGUGUCGCACAUCUGGCUUCCGUUGUCACAUCGUUGUCUUCGCUAGUCUUGAUCAUCGAGGACUCUGAUCAUGAUGCCCUCGCGCCUCUUGGAUCACUGAAAGAUUUAGUUCACCUCGAGUUGACGUUCCUUGAUGAUACGGAGCUGUCUUCACUAGGAUUUCGUGCCCUGGAGAACUUGAAAAGGCUUGAAGUACUCAUGAUGGAGUCUAGAGGAGCACUGCUGUCCGCGAUGUGGAUGAAUGACAACUUGUUCAAUGAGUUCACUUCCAAAUUGCCAAAACUAAGCAACCUCGAGUUGAAAGUGGACUUCGAUAUCACGACCACAGCACUCACAUCUCUCGCCAAGACUCACCCAAAGAUGAACAGCAUCGANCUUUUUGGCGAAUUCGAAUUCAGCGAGUGGUCGAGGAUCACCAAACCUCUAUACCCAAGUUUGGUCAGAUUUUUCAUUGAAGCACCAUUUUUCGAAGGACGAACGAGACGGUAUGUAAAUACAAUUCACUUCUGCUUUCACAUACAGGCAAUGCUAAAGUCCUCAAGAUCCGCAGAUGCCACGGUUGAGGAGCGAGCUUCACAAAUCGCAGAUCUUAUCAUUCGACACUGUCCAGUGGUUGAACAGCUCUCUUUUCACUCUUACUGCGAAAACCUGCUGGCGCAACUUGUGAUUAGAGCCGUCGAAGCCAAAAUUCCUGGACGAUUCCACGAACCGCUGUCAACUUGGUUCCGGGACAGGGAACACUCUGUCAGGGUCCCUUUUCAACCUAGCGAGACCCGGAUGUACCACGGCUAG
Molecule: messenger RNA, 1518 nt
Organism: Aureobasidium uvarum
Lineage: Eukaryota; Fungi; Ascomycota; Dothideomycetes; Dothideales; Saccotheciaceae
Source: the annotation of a GenBank genome assembly